AUGGCGCCAAUGCGUCCAUCAGGACGUGGCAGACUUGAAGGCCUUCAUUCACUGGAUCCUAUCUAUACAUCAUCAGUAUCCCUCUCUAGCUCAUCCUCGGAUCCCAACUCGACCGCCCUCACCCCUCGAACUCUUUACGCCCAGACAUUCGACCGACCCAGCUCUUCCCGCAGUUUACCAUCUACACAAUACAGGAAGAACAUGAAGGAAUUUACUGGUUUCGAAACCACAGAGGCCGAAUUCGACGCUUUACCGCUUGCUGUACGAAGAAAGGUAUGUAGUACAAUAUUCUUAACCGAGUGGGGUAAUGGACGGGAAUCUGGGGAGAAAGUAGUCAGAACUAUCAUGCUUGAGAGGGUGUCUUACUUUUCAACGUUAGAGCGAUUGAGAUUCGCACAAAACAGCAGAACCAACGCACUUAAUGAGCUACCUAUACAACGAACCCGAAAGGGCUCGAUAGCAGAUCGUCGAGGCUUGAAUACCCCUAUGAUUUCACCUCCACGAAAACCUUCUGGACGACUACGAAAGCCCGCAAAGCAACAUUCGGUCACCAGUAGUGAGGCGUCGUGGUUCUUGACUCUACCGGACAAGAUCAAAAAGCAACAUUUCACGCGAGAGGAACAGGUCGUAUUGGCUGGACGUUUAAGGGAGAGCGUGAUUCUCGAUGCGGCGGACGAGUCAGUGUAUAAAGCUAAACAACGUCAACUAAAUCGAAGUUUGACGGUACCUUCGGCUUCUACGACUCCUACAACACCUAUAACCCCGGGGAGCAGUGGCUCGAGUCGACGUAGCCAGGACACGAAAAGCAGUAUGGCUGCUGCCAUGUUUGACAGCUUUCGGUGGAUGGAUGAGGAAAGUGAUCUGGAUCUGCGCUUAGUGCUGGAUGAUUACCAUGCCAACCUGGAUGGCUGUCCCUCCCCGACAAGUGCUAGGAGACCAUCCUUUCGCAGACAAAUGUCAAUCUCUAAAAGACCUUUCGGGAAGGGCUCCCUUCCGUCACUACAACACCACAGUCCUCGCCCUCCCCCUCCGCCUCAAAGCAGUCACAGUAGUCACAAUCGACAACAAUCUCGAGCACUCUCCCUUAUACAACCGAAGCAUGUCCCCCAGAGCUCGGUAUCGUCGAUAGAUCCCAACGCAAAACAUUAUCAAGACCCCGAAGCACGGUUGAAGCUACGAGUAUACCUGGCCUCGCCGCAGAAGUUUGACGAGGCAAUCGAAUUUGGAUUUCCUGCAUUGGAUGGGACAGACAAGGAGAACAACCCCCCGAGACGAAUGUCGAAGGAACAAGCAUUGAAGGGACGGUCAUCAAAGGACGCCGCUGGUUUUAAAAGCUCAUUUGCUACAGACGGUGGCAUCUCAUUUCUGGAUGAUACAGCGUCCCUAUUCGACGACGACGUUUCAAUGCCCGACCUCGACUCGCCGAUUACACCUCAAGGUCCCGAUAUUGUUUACCGACCUCCACCAAGAACUUCGACUUCUGCAUAUGCAUACAGUGGUGCUAAAAGCAGCAAGACCUCGGCCGAUUACUCGCACCUUGGUAUCACGAAGCCUACGGUGGUGAAGCCGCAGGAUGGCUAUACACAAGCAAUGGCAGGGAGCAGAGAGAUGACAAUGAGGAUGACAUUGACGCGGCCGGAUUUACGGGCAGAUGAGACGACGCUAUAUGGAUGGCAAAUGACGAAGGCCCCUCUCAAGGAAGCGGAUCUGCCGAUGGAAGAUGAUAUGGAUGAGAAGUUGGAAAGCAGGGGUCCAUUUGGGGGCCCCGAUGGGUGGGGCCACUCAGAGAAGGAGGACGGAGUCGUCAAAAGAUUUUGGAACAGGGUGAAGAGCUCUCAAAGGAAAGCGACUUAG
Lachnellula hyalina is the source of this 1854-nucleotide messenger RNA. RefSeq lists its product as uncharacterized. The record is from RefSeq and is a predicted model, not a curated record. Lineage: Eukaryota; Fungi; Ascomycota; Leotiomycetes; Helotiales; Lachnaceae. The transcript has 2 exons. Bases 1 to 1854 code for a protein of 617 amino acids.